GUUUGAUGAAAUUCGUCAGGUCUUCUGGGAUCGCGGGAAGCCACUGAGUGAUAUAGAUCACUUUUCUUCCCAGUACCCGCGUUCCGUUAUUGACCAUCUCCAACACUUGAUUGAUACAGAGCUCACGGGAAAUGAUCAAGAAUAUUGGCGAAGGCGGUGCACGAAGUGGAUGCUAGCUCUGGUGAAGACGCAUGGCAUUCUCCCAACUUCAUUCUCUUGUUUGGACGCUAAGAGCGAAGGUAGCACAGCUGUAUGGGGUGGUGGUUUUGCGGUACGUGCAGUCUUUUAGGGUGUCGUAUACCUUUAGAUUCAUGCUGCCUCAGGACAUUUGGAAAGGCCGCAUGGGUGAUAUGCUCAUUUGCAUCAAGGUGUUGCGUAUAUUCAUUGAUAAUGGGAUUGAGGAGCGUACACGAGUUAUCAAGAAUUUCUGCCGUGAAGCCCUGGUAUGGAGAAACCUCAAGCAUCCUAAUGUCCUCCCGUUUCUUGGCGUGAGCACAGAGCUUUUUGCACCAAGCUUCUGCCUCAUCUCCCCUUGGAUGCAAAAUGGGAAUAUUAUGAGCUUCUUAGCUACGAAUCCAACUCAUGAUCGACUGACUUCGAUUAAGGAAGUGGCGAACGGCAUGGCAUACCUACAUUCGUUGGACCCACCCAUUGUGCAUGCCGAUAUCCGCGGGGCGAAUAUACUGGUAACUGACGACUACCGGUGCUGCCUCGCUGACUUUGGGUUAGCUCUCACUGUGGAGACGCAAGCUCCUGGGAGUUCUGCACUGGCGCUGAGUGGGUCUAUUCGAUGGCUCGCGCCUGAGGUACUGGACAUCCGACUGUUUGAUUCCAAAUACAUCACUGCAAGAGACGUGUAUGCUUUUGGAUGUACGGUUAUUGAGAUAUAUUCAGGGAAACCGCCGUUUUCGCAUCUACGGACGGAUGCUGCGAUUAUACAUGAAGUGCUGACGAAUGUCUGUACGGGGAAGACUAAACCGGGGGUGGGCGAUUUAGGAAGAGUGGGAGAGAUCGUAGACGGGUGUCUGGUCACGAGAGCACGAGAUAGGAAGAGUGCGACAGAAGUGGUCAGGAUGCUCGAAGAGUUCAAGCAGUGAUUUAUUGCUUAAUGAGAACAUCUUGCUAGCAUGGACGAUGCUCGUCAAUUUGGUAACUCCAACUUGGCGCGAUCAGCGUAACUUCAUUUAGCCUCGACUUCAACUUAACGGUAAGGUUGGAUACAGUGUGAAUAGCGAACUGAUAAGGAAUCUGAACUUGAAGUUGGUAU
Desarmillaria tabescens is the source of this 1267-nucleotide messenger RNA. Its product is annotated as kinase-like domain-containing protein. The coding region runs from base 192 to 1097 and encodes 301 amino acids. Gene Ontology annotation, biological process: protein phosphorylation. The record is from RefSeq and is a predicted model, not a curated record. Lineage: Eukaryota; Fungi; Basidiomycota; Agaricomycetes; Agaricales; Physalacriaceae. The transcript has 6 exons. Gene Ontology annotation, molecular function: ATP binding; protein serine/threonine kinase activity.